AAUUGCAAAUUCCAAAUACAAAAAAAAUAGAACUACAUACACACAAAACCGAACGAAAAAUUAAUAGAAACAGUGUAAUUAUAUGCGAAAUUUCAUCACACAAAGUACAAUUGAACUGCAUUUAAAUAAAAUUCGUAACCGAAAGCCAGAUAAGAGACAUAAACAAUGUUGAAUGUUAUCAAGAAGCAAAAUUUGAGCCGGAGCUUGAUAAACGGACUCCGCAAUGUCGCAAUUCGCGAAGUGCAUACGCCACGAAGAGCUCUCAUGUACGUGCCCAGCGACGAUAAACGAAAGUUGCGCAAAUCUCGCGAGUUGGAGGCCGAUUGCAUUGCCUUGGAUUUGGAGGAUGGCGUAGCGAACAAUAAAAAAGACGCCGCUCGUCAAAUUGCUCGUGCUUUCUUCGAUGCCGGUAGCAAUAACCCCGUUGAAGGUCAUAAAGAAUCGCAUCGUCGUGCAGAAUGGGCUGUACGUGUCAACUCGGUGUGCAGCAACUUGUGCGAGGAGGACCUAAAAACAAUCCUUGGUGGCGAAAUAAAACCGGAAACAAUACUCUUGCCGAAGUACAAUGAAACGGAGCAACUUCGCCAGUUUGCCGAUUGGGUAAACAAAGCUCUGGCUGAUGCCGAGCACAAAAUUAACUUGAUUUUCUACGCGGAAUCGUGCAAAGCGGUGAUGCGUUUGCCCGAGCUCUGUGAGUACGCGGUGCAAUUGAGUCAAGUGCCAGGUGCCAAGUUUAUUCCCGUUAGCAUUGUCUUUGGCAGUGAUGAUUUUUGUGCGUCAGCUGGAUUAACGCGCACCGAGGAGGGAAAGGAGAUUUUGUAUGCUCGACAACGGAUCGUAACUGUUGCCAAGGCAUUUGACUUGCAAGCCAUCGAUAUGGUAUACACGGAUUACACAAAUCUCGAGGGUUUGAAGGCGCAAGCAAAGGAAGGCGCCAAAUUCGGAUACACUGGGAAGCAAGUCAUUCAUCCGUGCCAGUUGGAGAUUGUGCAAAAGGCGUUUGUGCCGUCGUCCGAAAAGGUCGAAUGGGCAUCGGAGUUACUGAAGGCAUGGGAUGAGCACGAGAAAGACGGCGUCGGAGCAUUUACGUUCAAAAAUAAGAUGAUUGAUGCUCCCACAAUGAAACAGGCGCAAAAUAUUCUCGAAAUUAUGAGAUCCGUUCAAUGACAUGAACGAGGUGUGCACAAAAAGUAAAAAUAAAAAUCAUGACGAAACCCGAAUGCACCUUACCUCAUUUUUUUACAAACGACUAAACAACUAACAUACGAAAGCUUUGCAGAUUUUUAAGCAAUCAGAAAAAAAAUAUGUUUAACGUAUACAAAGUGGUUAAACAUUAUAAUUUUGGAAGCCCUUGCGAGUCAUAAAAAUACGAAUAGCAGCACAAUGAUUAAUUAAAACAUGUUGUUAUAUAUCCUUAUCAGAAUAAAAUAAAAUUAUA
Molecule: messenger RNA, 1438 nt
Organism: Culicoides brevitarsis
Lineage: Eukaryota; Metazoa; Arthropoda; Insecta; Diptera; Ceratopogonidae
Product: citramalyl-CoA lyase, mitochondrial-like
Exons: 2
Coding region: 166-1167 (333 amino acids)
Biological process (GO): regulation of cobalamin catabolic process
Molecular function (GO): (S)-citramalyl-CoA lyase activity
Source: RefSeq, a predicted model, not a curated record